This is a messenger RNA of Egretta garzetta (little egret), 1624 nucleotides long. RefSeq names its product chymotrypsin-like elastase family member 2A. Gene Ontology annotation, molecular function: serine-type endopeptidase activity. Bases 750 to 1562 code for a protein of 270 amino acids. NCBI's taxonomy places the organism in Eukaryota, Metazoa, Chordata, Aves, Pelecaniformes, Ardeidae. The record is from RefSeq and is a predicted model, not a curated record. Gene Ontology annotation, biological process: proteolysis. The transcript has 8 exons.
UUCUCUUCCAGGGAUGUGCUACUGAUCUAACAAUUAAAGGUAAAUAGGAAAGAAAUGAAGUCUGGCUCACCGUGUUACACCAGUGUUUCUCCAUCAUCAUGGACAGCUGGUUGUUUGCAUUGCUUGAAACAUCCUCCACUUCAAAGUGAUUACAGUUUGUUUUACUGAAGAAGUAUGGCAUGCUAGAACACAUGCAACUUGAACUAGAAAAGAAGAUACAAGUUUUCAAUCAGUACAAAGUGGUAGUUGCCACCAGUCACAAAACAAACCAGAACAAAAUAAAAUUUCAAUCAGUCAUAGAAUCAUACAAUAAUUAAGGUUGGAAGAGGGCCUCCAGAGACUGUCUAAUUCAACCCUGCUGACAUGUCUGAAUCUCUCACUGUCUGAUUAUAUCCGACAGGGUCACCGCUGACAUACCAUCAAGUGUUAGAAUAAUUAAUUUAACAUUUUCCCUCUGAUAACACCUUUGUGAUGAACUUUCAAGGCAAUGGGAAAGCAAACAGCUGCUACAGGCAAUACGCAACUCAGUUGGAAUUUUUUUUUUAACCAAGUUAUAUAGCUGGGAUCCAAGGUCCAUCUAAACUGGGUUUUUUAGGCAGUUGUGCAUAUGAAAAAUUAUCCCACAAUUACACAAGUUUUCCAUUGGUAUCAGAAUAGCACUGCAUUUUGAGUCAUGUGUCCCAGAGAUAAGCAAUAACAUAUAAAAUGGCUUGCAAAGCAGAGCCUGCAGCAUACUGCUGACCGGCAUCAUGCUUGGAAUCCUCUUUGCUGUGUUGACUCUGGCAGCUGCAGCCUUUGGCUGCGGGGUCCCUGCCUACCCUCCCGCUGUGUCUAGAGUUGUUGGAGGGGAAAACGCAAGACCUUACAGCUGGCCCUGGCAGGCCUCCCUUCAGUACCAUUCAAAGGGCAAAUGGCGUCACACCUGCGGAGGAACCCUCAUUGCAACCAACUGGGUGAUGACAGCCGCACACUGCAUCAGUUCUUCUAAGACAUAUCGAGUCUUCCUUGGAAAGUACAACCUAGCAGCUGCGGAAGAAGGCUCGAUUGCACUUCCUCCAGAAAAAAUCAUUGUCAAUGAGAACUGGGAUCCACAGAAUGUUGCAAAUGGGUAUGACAUUGCUUUGAUCAAACUCACUGAACAUGUCACCUUGAGUGAUCACAUUAAGCUGGCCUGCCUCCCCCCUGCACAGAGCAUCCUACCAUCCAACACGGCCUGCUAUGUGACAGGAUGGGGAAGACUGCAGACAAACGGAGCCCUUCCAGAUGACCUGCAGCAAGGCCUUUUGCUGGUGGUGGAUUAUAAAACUUGUUCCGAGCCUAGCUGGUGGGGAAAGACAGUGAAACCCACCAUGGUUUGUGCUGGUGGGGAUGGAGUCAUCUCCAGUUGUAACGGGGACUCUGGUGGCCCACUGAACUGCCAAGCUGCUGAUGGCAGGUGGGAAGUGCAUGGUAUCGUCAGCUUCGGCUCUGCUCUGGGCUGCAAUUAUUAUCACAAGCCUUCCGUCUUCACUCGGGUCUCUGCUUACAAUAGCUGGAUCCAGCAGGUUAUGGCAACCAACUAAUCUAAAGAGAACUGGAUAAUAGACACCAGGAAGGAAAACAGUCUGAAUAAAGUCAUAAUCAU